AUGUUUUCCAUGCCAGAUGAUGCUGACAUGGGCUUGGAGGCUGGGUCAGAUGGACCCAUCAAGCCGGUUGUCAAGAUUGAGCCGCCUGAUGUGGCAGGCGAUGGGACGCUGUCUGAGCUUGACGCACUGCAAGGGCAGCGGUCGCAGGCAAGUGCUUCCCCACUUCAUGGCAGUGGCAGUGUUGGCGAGUCUGCGGAUGAGCAGUCUAGUAGUCCUGCAAAGGCUCAGACGGCUCAGAAUCCAGUGGAUGGGGUUCUAGGGGCAGUGACCCUCUACUGCGUGCUGUGCAUGAAGCGCACCCGUGCAGACAAGAGCAAGCAUUGCAAGGUGUGCAAAAGCGACAUCCAAGCCGCCAGGAGGGAGGCGGAGGCUCGUGGAGAGGGCAAAUGGAUGGCUGAGCUUCUCAAAAAAGGUGGAGAGGAGCUCGUCGACUUCAUGCACACCUUUGUGAGCAACAGCGGGGAGAGGCGUAAAUAUUCAAAUCGGGCGCGAUUUGAUUUUGUGUCUUACCGCGAAGCUCGGCGUGUGCAAACGGCUUUCCGCCUCGGCUUCAAAGCGCGGGCCGUUUUUAUGCACCGUGAACGUGCGGUGAAGUUCUGGAUAGAGCGGAACAACAUGGACCGCAAGAGCGCUCUUGAAAUGUGGGAUUCUGAAGUGCUGGCGGCUAAGCAUAAAGACCAGAACGGCCCUCAAGACUCCAAGCUUCGAAUUCCAGUCAAGCUGGAUGACUUCCUCAUUGUCGAGGACGCGGAGAUCUAUGAGAAGGAGAAGCUGCUUGAGCACAAGCGGAUGAAGUUCUCCGAGGAGCAGGGCAUGCUCAUGGAUGAGGGCCUUGAGGCUGGGAGGGCAGCAGCUCCGGCAGACAUGACCCGCCUGGGUGUGGGCCACCUGGAGAAUGUGAGCUUGCUUGGCAGCGUCUUUGGCAGGCGGACUCCGCUUCCUGAUGCAGCUGCAGCCUUCAAGGACAACACCGGUGGUCCCACUGAGGACAAGCCUGAGAACAAGCCCAAGGCAAAGACGUUUGAUGUUGGUUUGGAGCGCCUUGCCAUGAAGGACAAGCUUCUUACAGGCCUGGACAAGGAGAUUCAAAUGCUGCAGAGUGUCAUCAACAACGCGGACGCGAUUGCGAAGGACACUGCAUUCAUGAGUGCACUUAAUGACACUGCCACGCCCACCCAUGAGCUCCAGGCUAUGAAGAUGAUCGAGGACCGCCUCACGGUCUCUCAGGCCUUGAUUGGCAGCUACAAGCCUGGGAAAAACAAUGUCACGCAACAUGCAGCGGAUCAGGACGCUCAAACUUUGGCUCAGCAUCUCACCACCUUGCCGGUUGAGCUCCCUGACAUUUUCAAGACAGUCUACCCUGUGUCUUAUGUGGUCGUGCAGCUGCUCACAGAGAUUGACAAGAUCUGUGACCAGCAGGGCAGGAAGGAACUUGAGUUGGAGUUCAAGCCUAUCGUGAAUGUCGUUGCAAUCAUGAGAACCUCACUCAAAGCCAGCCUGGACAAGUAUGUCAAGUUUGGCAAAGAACGUGCUUCUUUGGCUGCUAGACAAAAGCAGGCCGAGGAGCAGAAGGAAGUCAAGCGCCUUCAGCAGGAGAAGAAAAAAAGAGACGCCCAAGAGCAGAAGUUGAACAAGGCUGCCGAAAAACAAGGGCGUGUCGGGGACAUCUUUGGGAUUGACCUGGUGAAGCUUCAGGUGAAGUGCAUGGAUGUGUUGAGGUGCGAGGAGAUCGGUUCAGUGGAUUGGACCCAGCCGUUCGUUGCCAAGGUGGAUGACGCCUCGUCAAGCUUCCCUGCAGUGCAGUCAAUGCUUCGUGAUGGCACCGUGACCGCUGCCCUCCAGAGCUUUUACACGGGCUUUCCGGGAUCCCAGGCAGCUCUUCAAGGCUCCAGGCGCUUCGCAAGCCCUCUGAAGAUGACCCAGGUCCUUCGAAGCAACGUCAUGAAAGAGUUUGGCAUCGAAAAUGAGGUUCUUCCCGAAGGCCCGCCGUCCCCAUGA
Molecule: messenger RNA, 1998 nt
Organism: Symbiodinium pilosum
Lineage: Eukaryota; Dinophyceae; Suessiales; Symbiodiniaceae
Source: the annotation of a GenBank genome assembly